Molecule: messenger RNA, 244 nt
Organism: Eurytemora carolleeae
Lineage: Eukaryota; Metazoa; Arthropoda; Copepoda; Calanoida; Temoridae
Product: kelch-like protein 33
Molecular function (GO): protein binding
Source: RefSeq, a predicted model, not a curated record
CUGCUACCAUGGAGGUGUUUGAUGGAUCCUCCUGGAAGCUUCAAAACUAUGAAUUAACAUCUGCAAGAUCUGCUCACUGCGCUGUUCCUAUCAGUGAUAGUCAAGUUCUGCUGCUUGGAGGAUAUAGUAAAUCUAACAGCUACUUUUCUCUUGGAGGAUGGUCUAACAGCGACUUAUCUCUUGUAGAAGUCUACAGUAUUGAAGAGGGAUUCAUUGCAGAGCUUCCAUCAAUGCCAACUGCAAG